Messenger RNA from Lepus europaeus (European hare), 3145 nucleotides. It is a transcript of the gene SESN1, whose product is annotated as sestrin 1. The transcript has 10 exons. Lineage: Eukaryota; Metazoa; Chordata; Mammalia; Lagomorpha; Leporidae. The record is from RefSeq and is a predicted model, not a curated record. Gene Ontology annotation, molecular function: oxidoreductase activity, acting on peroxide as acceptor; L-leucine binding. Gene Ontology annotation, biological process: cellular response to L-leucine; cellular response to leucine starvation; positive regulation of macroautophagy. Gene Ontology annotation, cellular component: nucleus. The coding region runs from base 454 to 2109 and encodes 551 amino acids.
GAGCCUUGCGGCCGCACUGACAAAAAAAAAAAAAGAAAACCCGAAUGGCUGGAGCGCGAUCCGCUGCCAGCAGCGCUUUUGGGCAGAGCGCGGAUUUGACAGCUCGACGACGUGAGGAUAUCCGCUGACCCCGCGAGGCCGAGAGCACUUCCCCGAGACUCCCCGUGCCGCGAGGCUGGCGCUGGGCGGACUGCGACUUCCCAACUUUUCUUGUUUUUUCCAUCUCCGACCCGAAGAGCGCCCCGUGGGUGAAGGAGAAGGGUGAACAGGGUGCUCGGUCUUGCAGAUCGGUUCUGGUUCCCAGCGCCCCGCAGACGUCGUGUUCUCAUGACGGCUGCGUCUCGCCCCCGGUUUUAGCCGCACGUGCCCCAUGUAAGGGCUGCGGGGCGCUUUUGGAGGGGGUGGCAUGCCGAAAGGGGACUGAAGACCGUCCAGGCAGAAGCCCCGAUUGCCAUGGCUGAAGGGGAGAAUGAAGUGAGGUGGGACGGACUGUGCAGCCGAGAUCCCGCUGCCCGAGAGACGGCCCUGGAGAACAUUAGGCAAAUGGUUUUGCGAAAGACCGAGUGUCUGCGUUCGCUGGGGGGGCCACCUUCCCGUCCACCCGACGGGCAUUCGGACGCCGCCUCUGUGGACGGGCUGAAUAAGCUGCUCGCUCGUCUGCUGAUGCUUUCCAAAAGGUGUCCCUUUAAAGACGUGAGAGAGAAGAGUGAGUUUAUCCUGAAGAGCGCCCAGGAACUUGGAAUUAGAAUUCCUCGACCCCUAGGACACGGACCAAGCAGAUUCAUCCCAGAAAAGGAGAUUCUCCAAGUGGGGAGUGAAGACGCACAGAUGCAUGCUUUAUUUGCAGAUUCUUUUGCUGCUUUGGGUCGUUUGGAUAACAUCACAUUAGUGAUGGUUUUCCACCCGCAAUAUUUAGAAAGUUUCUUAAAAACUCAACACUAUCUACUGCAAAUGGAUGGGCCAUUACCCCUACAUUAUCGGCACUACAUUGGAAUAAUGGCUGCAGCAAGACAUCGGUGCUCCUACCUAGUGAACCUGCACGUGAGCGACUUCCUUCACGUUGGUGGGGACCCCAAGUGGCUCAAUGGCUUAGAGAAUGCUCCUCCCAAACUGCAGAACUUAGGAGAACUCAACAAAGUAUUAGCCCAUAGACCCUGGCUUAUUACCAAAGAGCACAUUGAGGGACUUUUAAAAGCUGAGGAGCACAGCUGGUCCCUUGCAGAACUGGUCCACGCGGUGGUUCUGCUCACACACUACCAUUCUCUUGCCUCAUUCACAUUUGGCUGUGGAAUCAGUCCAGAAAUUCAUUGUGAUGGUGGCCACACAUUCAGACCUCCUUCUGUGAGUAACUACUGCAUCUGUGACAUUACAAAUGGCAAUCACAGUGUGGAUGAGACGCAGGUCAACUCAGCAGGAAAUGUGUCGGUAAGUGAUUCCUUCUUUGAGGUGGAGGCCCUCAUGGAAAAGAUGAAGCAGUUACAGGAAUGCAGAGAUGAAGAAGAGGCAAGCCAAGAAGAGAUGGCUUCACGUUUUGAAAUAGAAAAGAGAGAGAGCAUGCUGGUCCUCUCUUCAGAUGAUGAAGAAGUUGCACCAGCAAGAGAUGUAUCUCGUCACUUUGAGGAUACUAGUUAUGGCUAUAAAGAUUUCUCUCGACAUGGGAUGCAUGUUCCAACAUUUCGAGUCCAGGACUAUUGCUGGGAAGACCACGGCUAUUCUUUGGUAAAUCGCCUUUAUCCUGAUGUGGGACAGUUGAUUGAUGAAAAAUUUCACAUCGCUUACAAUCUUACUUAUAACACAAUGGCAAUGCACAAAGAUGUUGAUACCUCAAUGCUUAGACGGGCUAUUUGGAACUAUAUUCACUGCAUGUUUGGCAUAAGGUAUGAUGACUAUGACUAUGGUGAAAUUAACCAGCUUUUGGAUCGUAGCUUUAAAGUUUAUAUCAAAACUGUCGUUUGCACUCCUGAAAAGGUUACCAAAAGAAUGUAUGACAGCUUCUGGAGGCAGUUCAAGCACUCUGAGAAGGUUCAUGUUAAUCUGCUUCUUAUAGAAGCUCGGAUGCAAGCAGAACUCCUUUAUGCUCUGAGAGCCAUUACUCGCUAUAUGACCUGAUGCCUUUCCUCCCCUGAAGACGACUGGGGAGUGAUCAGCGGAUAUAGUCUACAAGGGGAAGGUACCAUGCCCCAGGACCAAUGGUAGAUCAAAAGAAUUCAGAAAUCCAUUGUGCCACGAUUCCUUUAGUUUCUGCUAUUUUACUGUGGAAAUACCACUGCUGGCACGAGCAGUGUGUGCCUGGCAGCUUCAAGUGUAGAGCUGUGAAGAGGAGCUGCCGUCCAGUGUUUCUGCUUCUUGACAGUGCAAGAUGCUGUGCAGCUGUUAAAGCGGCAGACAGUAACUCCAAAUCCUGUCGCUUCUGUGUUAAAUAAGAUAACAAAUGGAGCAUGCAAAGAAUGGGACUUGGAUAAGGACUCGAGCUUUAUACAAAGAAUUCUAGAAGAUUUGGUGCUGCUACUCUGGCUGGUGGAAUGAACAGAUGGCUGUUCCAGUUAAGCUAUUAGUAAUAGACGUGAACACUGCUACUAUCUGAGCCUUCAUACAUAAUUUGUGUGGUUUCAAAUUAAACUUGCAUACAUGUUAAUUUUUUUGCAUCUAAAAAAUGCAUAGAAUUAUUACUCACAGCUCAGCAAAGACCGUUUUGAUGGUAACAGUUAAUUUCUCUGUCUAUAGUUUUUUUUUUUUAAACUCAGUUAUUGACUGAUAACUACAUUACAGUGGCAUUCUUUAAGAUUGCUUUUUGAGAAAAAAAUGAAAGUAUGCACAUUAUCAGAAAAACUGGCUAUCUUUUGAUACGCUGUUCCACGAGGUUCUCCGACACUGGGGGCAGUGUCCCCUCGCGGCAGCGUUGCCGCGGACUGCUGUGCAGCCCCAGGGCGCGCCACCCCGUGCUCCCCACUUUAAAGGGCGUGCAGCUCCUGAAAUAAUAAAGCUGGAAAAUGUUUUUAGUCAGGUUAUCAAACUUGAUUUACAAAAAAAGCUAACUUUGUUUGGAAUACAGGUUUGGAAAAAAAAUGUAUUAAGAACUUUGUAUUCUGGAAGCGUGAAUUGCUUUUGAAGUCUGUCAGUAUUAUUGGUAUUUUUCAAUAAAGAA